Messenger RNA from Eupeodes corollae, 1963 nucleotides. RefSeq names its product tyrosine--tRNA ligase, cytoplasmic (gene TyrRS). Gene Ontology annotation, biological process: tyrosyl-tRNA aminoacylation. The transcript has 7 exons. Gene Ontology annotation, molecular function: ATP binding; tRNA binding; tyrosine-tRNA ligase activity. The record is from RefSeq and is a predicted model, not a curated record. Lineage: Eukaryota; Metazoa; Arthropoda; Insecta; Diptera; Syrphidae. The coding region runs from base 224 to 1822 and encodes 532 amino acids.
UCUGCAAAGAAAAAGAAACCCUUUCACUCCACACGUUUUUUCCUUCGAAUAGGAUUUUGUGGAAAUUCUUCUCCGUCGACUCAUCGGUAUCGGUAUCGGUCUCCAGCUUCUCUGUUGCGACCAAUCGUAAAUACUCAAAGAAUUUGUGAAAUUCCAAAAUCACAAAUUAUCGCACUCUGAUAUUCGUUUCCAAUAGAAAACUGAACAAAAAUCAAUCCAAACCAUGUCUGUCCAAACACCCGAAGAAAAGAAAGAACUCAUCACGAGAAAUCUUCAAGAAUUUCUCGGCGAGGAGAAAUUGAAUACUUUGCUUAAGGAACGUGACAUCAAGAUCUAUUGGGGAACAGCGACGACAGGAAAACCACAUGUCGCUUACUUUGUCCCAAUGUCCAAAAUUGCUGAUUUCCUUAAAGCUGGAUGUGAGGUUACCAUCCUCUUUGCUGAUCUGCACGCCUACUUGGACAACAUGAAGGCCCCAUGGUCACUCCUUGAAUUGAGGACACAAUACUAUGAAGCAGCCAUCAAAGCAAUGCUGACUUCAAUCGGAGUGCCUUUGGAGAAGUUGAAGUUUGUUAAGGGAACAGAUUACCAACUCUCGAGGGAGUACACACUCGACGUCUACAAACUAACUUCCGUCGUUACUCAGCACGACGCGAGAAAAGCUGGAGCCGAAGUCGUCAAACAAGUCGAAUAUCCACUGUUGUCUGGUUUGUUGUAUCCGGGAUUGCAAGCACUUGACGAAGAGUACCUGAAAGUCGAUGCCCAGUUCGGUGGUGUGGAUCAGCGAAAGAUCUUCACCUUCGCUGAGAAGUACCUGCCUCAGUUGGGCUACGAGAAGCGUAUCCAUUUCAUGAAUCCAAUGGUUCCCGGUCUAGCUGGAGGCAAGAUGUCCUCAUCGGAGGAAGAUUCCAAAAUUGACUUGCUUGACUCGCCAGCAAAUGUCAAGAAGAAGCUAAAGAAGGCCUUCUGCGAACCUGGAAACAUCACUGACAAUGGUCUACUGUCGUUUGUGAAACACGUGCUAUUCUCACUGUUUCCCAAAGGUGAAGGAUUCACCGUCAACAGGAACGAGAAGAACGGGGGAGAUGUCACAUUCUUGACCUACCCAGAGCUCGAGACCUGUUUUGCCGAGAAUAACCUGCAUCCUGCAGAUUUGAAGGCUGCAGUAGAGAAGUACAUCAAUAAACUCCUCGAGCCAAUUAGGAAGACAUUCGAAAGUCCUGAGCUUCAAAAACUCAGUGCACAGGCCUACCCUCCACCAGCAAAAGCAGGUAAAACCGCUGCGAACAACAACACCGCCGCUGCAGCCGCCGAAGCAACUGAAGAUGGCCCACAUCGUCUGGACCUCAGGGUGGGACUUAUCACUGAAGUCAAGCGUCACCCCGACGCUGACACUUUGUACGUGUCGACAGUUGACAUGGGCGCAGAUGAACCUCCACGUACAAUUGUCAGUGGUUUGGUAAAAUUCGCAACAAUCGAGGAACUUGAGCAGAGAAAGGUUUUGGUGCUGUGCAAUCUUAAACCUGCCAAAAUGCGUGGAAUCCUCUCCGAAGGCAUGAUUUUGUGUGCCUCAAAUGCCGAACAUACUGAAGUGGAACCAAUCAUCGUUCCAAGUGGAUCAAAUGCUGGUGAUAGAAUUUCCGUUGAAGGAUAUUCCGGAACUCCAGAUAAAGAACUUAAUCCCAAAAAGAAAGUUUGGGAUAAACUUCAAGCCGAUUUGAAGACAAACAGCAAAGGUGUUGCCGUUUGGAGGGAUAACAACUUGCAAGCCCCCAAUGGAGAAGUAUUAAUUAGUAAAUUGGUUAAUUGCACCAUUAAGUAAUGGAAUAAGCUACAAAGUCGACGUUAAUAAGCUUUUUACACUGCGCAUCUAAAAGCAUUUACUUAUUUAUAUUUUUGUUUUGCAAAAAAGCAUUUGUUUGAUAUGAAGACCGGGAAUAAAAAAGAAAAAUGAGCAAAAAUA